CAGUGCUGACGAAUCAAUUUCAGAUCUUUCUGCUUUAGUCACCUGAGGUUGAGGCGGUGAUCAUAAAAUAUAAUAUUGAGUACAUUUGAUCUAAAUCAGAUAUAAGUAUAUCAAUACAUAUCUAUCAAACAUGAGUACUAUGUUUGCUGACACGAUUUUGAUCGUGUUUAUAUCCGUUUGUACUGCUCUGUUGGCAGAAGGCAUAACAUGGGUGCUGGUCUAUAGGACGGACAAGUACAAGAGACUGAAGGCAGAAGUGGAAAAACAGAGUAAAAAGUUGGAGAAGAAGAAGGAGACUAUCACAGAGUCUGCUGGGCGACAACAGAAGAAGAAAAUAGAGAGACAAGAGGAGAAACUGAAGAACAACAAUAGGGACUUGUCCAUGGUACGAAUGAAGUCCAUGUUUGCUAUUGGCUUCUGCUUUACCGCUCUGAUGGGCAUGUUUAACUCCAUAUUUGAUGGGCGAGUAGUAGCCAAGUUGCCAUUUGUCCCCCUGUCCUACAUCCAAGGUCUCUCUCACCGCAACCUGCUGGGUGAAGACUACACUGACUGUUCCUUCAUCUUCCUGUACAUUCUGUGCACCAUGUCCAUCAGGCAGAACAUCCAGAAGAUGCUGGGUCUGGCUCCGUCAAGGGCUGCCACCAAACAGGCAGGGGGCUUCCUGGGACCCCCUCCGCAGGCGGCUAAGUUCUCUUAACCUCCCCCCUUGCUUCCAAGCCUGGCUGUGAACUGCCAGUCCAGAGAGCAGGGACUUCCGUCUGGAGUGUACAACACCACGCUCUCCGGCUGUUCACCAACCCACAAUUCAGUGUCUCCAGCUUUUAUAAGGACGAUCAGCUAUAUUUUGGAAUGACUUUUAUCACUUUGUCAAUAUUUACCUCACUGUGUUACCUGCAGAAAGUCUAAACCCUUCAGGUGUUGUUUAUAUUACAAAUAUGAAUGUUUUGUCUUUUCAAUGCUAAAUCUGGAGAGUAGUCAAAACUGCGUAGUAUAAUUCACUAACUUUUUGACAUUUCUGGAGAAAUGGUAGUUUUUCAGAAAGCUGAAUUACUUUGACUUACACCAUAGAGAAACCUACUCCAGGGUCUGUGUGACAGAUGCAAAAGUGGACAGAGAAAUAUUUUUUACAGUUCCCAUAGAGUGCAGCUUUGAAUUUUGAUGAUUGUUUUUUGCUUUCCUAAGUAUAAUUUAUUAAUGUCACUUCUACCAUGAGAGAAUCCACUCUUAAUUGUUUCAUAAAGCUGGAAAUUUUAAUAAAAAAUGAUAUGCUUAGUAUGUUUGUGUGUACAUCCUGUGUCAAAAGUCUCAUACUAUGUAGAGUGGUCUAUAUUGUUAUAUAUGUAGAAAACAGGUUUUACAUCAUUUUUAUUAAACUAAGAUUUGUACAUAAUCCUGUAGUUAAUUUCUAACAGUAUUGGAAUGUUCUGAUUUGUUUUUAAGUUGCUCAGUAUUAAAAUAUUCUAAGAAAUGUCAUAAGAUAUGUUAGUUACAUAGGAAGCUUCAGGAACCACAUACAUUAUGUAAGAAAGCCAUAUACACUGAAAUGGGACAAGAGCCAGAACCCACUUUGUCUGGAUCUGCUGGUGGUCAAAGACUGAAGGGAGAUUUAAACCAGCUUCCAGGAGAGCUGCUAGCUUAUACAUAGCAGAGAGGCAGGCUGCUGAGGGUGAUGACUGGCACAACAGGCUGGAGGGAGGUGAAGACAAUACUUUUUUUGUUAUUUUGGGUUCAUAAGAUAUUCACUUAAAAUAUUAAUAAAGAUCAUUUAAUUUUA
Lepisosteus oculatus (spotted gar) is the source of this 1774-nucleotide messenger RNA. It is a transcript of the gene tmco1, whose product is annotated as transmembrane and coiled-coil domains 1. Gene Ontology annotation, biological process: endoplasmic reticulum calcium ion homeostasis. Lineage: Eukaryota; Metazoa; Chordata; Actinopteri; Semionotiformes; Lepisosteidae. Gene Ontology annotation, cellular component: cytoplasm; endoplasmic reticulum membrane; endoplasmic reticulum. The record is from RefSeq and is a predicted model, not a curated record. Gene Ontology annotation, molecular function: calcium channel activity.